AUGGGAGAGUACCGAAAAAAGACUCCACAGCUCGAUUCUGGGAAUCUGAAGGACGUUGAGAGACACAAGCUAAAUGUUGAUGACCAUAGGGAAUUCCCUUCGCUGUCGGGCGCGCCGCAAGCGCAGCAGAACACUACCGCGCAGCAGAUGUGGUCGAACCCCACCCUACGAACCACCCAGCAAGCCCAGCAAAACACGAUCGGACGUCCGCAAGGCCAAGGUCAACAGCAGGGCCAAGGGCAGGCAACACAGGCUACGAAUCAACAACAGCAGAACCAGGGACAGGAUGAUUCAUCCCAAAGCCAGUUCUCUGGUGCUGGGGAUGAUUAUCGUUUUGGAGGACAAGGGGGUGUCGGACAGUUGGGGGGUGUUCAGCCGCAGACAGGCAACAUCGAGGAGUUCCCUCCAUUAGGGGGCGCUGGCGGAGAUAUUCCACAAGAUCGAAGAGCUGGCCUGAUACAGAACGCAGCGGCAUUCGGUGCGAAUGGAAACAGCGCCUUUCCUGGGCUCGGACAAACACGGAACGGCCUCUCAAGCCCGACAGAUAGCCAGCAAGACCGGAGCAUCAACCCCACUGUGGGUGGCAGGGCACCGCCAGGUACAUGUAAGCAAGAGGUCUCAGCCAUCACAUCAGCCACUGACGAUGAUAGCAUCACGGACACCAUUUGA
Molecule: messenger RNA, 669 nt
Organism: Alternaria metachromatica
Lineage: Eukaryota; Fungi; Ascomycota; Dothideomycetes; Pleosporales; Pleosporaceae
Exons: 2
Coding region: 1-669 (222 amino acids)
Source: RefSeq, a predicted model, not a curated record